This is a messenger RNA of Actinia tenebrosa (Australian red waratah sea anemone), 601 nucleotides long. Its product is annotated as general transcription factor IIH subunit 4. The record is from RefSeq and is a predicted model, not a curated record. Gene Ontology annotation, molecular function: ATPase activator activity; double-stranded DNA binding. Gene Ontology annotation, cellular component: transcription factor TFIIH holo complex; transcription factor TFIIH core complex. Lineage: Eukaryota; Metazoa; Cnidaria; Anthozoa; Actiniaria; Actiniidae. Gene Ontology annotation, biological process: nucleotide-excision repair.
UUAAUAUGAAGUACAUACCGCAGAGAUAAAGUAUGGCGGCGAGCCCGGAGUGGGGAAGUCAGUAUUUUCGCCAUUUACAACUAAAAGAUUUAGAUGAUUAUCUAUGUGAUCUUCCUGUUACUACAUUAGAUAGACUCUAUAACCAUCCAGCUACUUGUAUGACGGUUUUUAGGGAACUUCCUGAAUUAGCAAGACACUAUGUAUUGAGAACCCUUUUUACUGAUCAGCCUAUACCAGAAAGUCUUUUUACUACAUGGAUAAAAAAAGACUACUACAAUCAUCAUGUUGGGUCUGUCAAGAAACUUAAGGCACUGAGAAUAUGGAAAGAGACCACAGCAGGUGGACCAAAUAGAUGUGAAAUGAAUUCCACAUUUCAAUACAACCUUAAAAUGGCUAUCUGUGGAGGGGGAAGACCAUGGAUUGAUUCCGCAACAACUCUUGAACCUGACAAGAGGAAUAGAGAACCAGAUUUUCUAGAUAAAUAUGCUACUGAAAGAUGGGAGACAGUGCUGUACUUUAUGACUGGUUCUUAUGAUAACAGCGAAACAGGUGUAAGUCAAGAUGUCAUUAGGAUUCUCGUACUUAGUGGUCUCAUGAAAUG